Molecule: messenger RNA, 4014 nt
Organism: Corticium candelabrum
Lineage: Eukaryota; Metazoa; Porifera; Homoscleromorpha; Homosclerophorida; Plakinidae
Exons: 6
Coding region: 141-3836 (1231 amino acids)
Biological process (GO): protein localization to ciliary inversin compartment
Cellular component (GO): ciliary inversin compartment
Molecular function (GO): protein binding
Source: RefSeq, a predicted model, not a curated record
GGUUGGGUGGGGUGUGUUCGGUGCAGCGUUUUGUGAGAUUGUGAAGAGAAAGGAGAUGUUUGAGAGAUAUGGAUGAAUAAGUGAUUGUGUUGUGUGAUCUUGUUGCUAGUGAACGUUCUGGUAAACUUCAACGCAACGAGAUGGAAGGAAACGUCGCUGAAGCUGCGAGGUGUGGAGAAUGGACGAAGGUUCGACUACUGGUUGAACAAGGAGGGAACGUGAAUGGUGUGGGUAGAUGGUGGAGAAGAACAGCUCUACACUGGAGUGCCCUGAUGAGAAAUUCCGAUAUUUGUUUGUUGUUGUUGUCACAAGGCGCGAACGUCAAUGAGACAGACAAAAAGGGAGAUACGCCGCUUCACAUAGCAGCUAGAAAUGGUCACAUUCAGACUGUCCAGCUGUUAGUGGAUUGUGGAGCAGAUGUAAAUGUAUUGAAUGAAGAUGGACAAACACCACUACAUACAGCACCUGCUGGUGGAUGGAAAGACCGUCCUGAAUUGUGUUCUAUUUUACUAGAACAUGAUGCCAAGAUUGAUGUAGUGGAUAAAGAUGGAAACCAACCACUACACUUGGCAUGUCAUCCUGCAACUGGAAAUUUAUUGUUUUCUCAUGGGGCUAAUGUAGCUGCUCUAAACAAGCAACAAAAAAGUCCUUUACAUUUGGUAAAUGAAAUAAUAUUGACAUACUAUCCUCGUGUACAGGAUGGUGAUCAUGCUUUACACGCAGCAGCUAGAGAUGGUUACACUGAGACCGUCCAGCUGUUGGUGAAUUGUAAAGCAGAUGUAAAUGUAUUGAAUAAAGAUGGACAAACACCACUACAUACAGCAGCUGGUGGAGGGAAAGACUGUCCUGAAUUGUGUUCUAUUUUACUAAAACAUGAUGCCAAGAUUGAUGUAGUGGAUAAAGAUGGAAACCAACCACUACACUUGGCAUGUAAACAUGAUCAUCUUGCAACUGCACGUUUGUUGGUAUCCCAUGGAGCUGAUGUAACUGUUCUAAACAAGCAAGACAGAGAACGUAUACAUUUACCAACUGAAUCCAUUUCAAAGUCAGGUCAAGAACAGAAUGAACCUCACAAGAGUCAAUGGCUCAAACUAGUGGCCAAGUCACUAACUGGUGAAGCUGUUCAAUUGACAGCAAAAUCAUCUGAUACUGUUGCCACCUUGAAGCAGCAAUUGCAAACCAAGAAUGACCCAUCGUCAUGGGAUCAACUGCUUGUUUUUAAGAAGAAGCAACUGCACGAUGAGCAAACAUUGGCUGAUGCAGGAGUAACUGAUGGAACAAUACUGAACGUCGUUCUUUGUCCUCGUGGUGUGACAGGCAUGGGAGCUGAUGCGGCUGAGUUAUUUGUUCGAGCUUUAUCACAAGGAAAAGUCGAAGUAAGUCGAGUGAAGAUUGUCAUUGCUGGUAGAGACAGAACGGGCAAGACGUCAUUUAAACGAUCUGUGCUCAAAAUGAAGUUUCAGAUAAUUGAACCGAGCACACCUGUGGCAGUGGCAGAGUUGGCAGUGUGUGAAGCAUCAAACUGGAAGCUUUUGAGUAACAAGGACGAAGAAUUUUUAGACAAACAAAUAGCUAGAGCAGCAGUUGAUGUACCGACUGUUUCAAGUGCAAAUGUGUCUGGUAGUCAAGACGACAACAAAUAUGACAAUGACAAAACAGAUUAUGAAGAUCAUCACGGUGAGGUUGAGCUUGGCUUGCCAGUUGAUAGAGAAUCUGCAUCAACUGAUACUAGAGAAAGCAGCAACAAUACAGACAAACUUGAUGAAGUCAAUGAUAGAGAAAGCAGCAGUGACACAGACAAACUUGAUGAAGCAACAGUUCUAACUGGAGGGAUAGCUCGUGCUAUCAUAGAUUUCCAAAGUGAUCCUGACCUCUUGAAGCAGGAAGAUUCAAAAGUUCACGUUGCCAUUUGGGAUUUGGGAGGUCAGGAGCCACUUCUUCCUGGUCAAGGAGAAGCCAUCACACCAGGAUGUGUCGUUUGUGUUGUAUUUAAUGCAUCUGAGUUUCUAGGUGACAAGGCCAAGUCCUUCUAUUGUCCUGCUGACUCAAAACCAAUUCCAAUUGACAACCACUGGAUAGUGACGAACUAUGAUGCUGUAGCUUUAUGGUCAUCCAUGACUUUUUUGGCAGGAGAUGUCGAAAGUCUUGAAGGCCUUCUCUCUGGUCUUCACAUCGGCAAGUCAAAGGGAUGUGCAUCACCAGUGAUGUUGUUGAUUGGAACACACAUCAAUGAUGCCGAUGAAGAAAUGAUCAAGAAGCAGAAUGAAUUUCUGUCUAAAAUGUUUCGUAAUAAAGCAUUUCAGAAGCACAUCCUUCGACCAUCUAACCAGGCUAAUGAUUGGUUUUUUCAUGUCGAGAAUUCGGUGUCUGAUCCUGACAGUGCAAGUGAGGAUGCAGGCGUGAGUGCAGUGAAGCAAGUCAUUGAAGAGUUGGCACGUGAUGUGUCACCUAAACCUCUGAUACCAGCCACUUGGUCAGUUCUAGAGAAGAUUCUUGAUUCUUUAGAAACCAAGUUGGGCACUGCUCUUUCCAAUGUCAAUGUUAUCAUGCGUUUUGCCCGUCGAUUGUGUCGAAUGUCAGAAGAGAAAGAAGUUCGUCUUGCUCUAACAUAUUUAGAUGAAGCCGGAUCAGUAAUCUAUCCUCAGAAAAGUGAGAAGCUGAAGAACACAGUCGUCACCAGACCAAGCUGGAUUUUCAUGGUUUUCUCAGUUGUGGCAUCUGUCACUUCUUGGCCUCCUCCCUUAUUGAUUGAAGAUUGGGAUCGAGUUCGGCAAGUAGGAAUUGCUUCUUGGGAACUCAUUCAUUAUCGUCUGAAAGAAGCAGGAGUGAAGCCAGCAGAGUAUGAAGAUGUACUCAAUUUGUUGAAUUUCUAUUUUAUUCUGUGUCCCAAUCCUCCACCUCUUCCUAUAUCAGUUUCUUAUAAAACAGAAUACUUUGUUCCAUGUUUGCUAGAAGUCGAGUCAAAAGGUCCAUUUGCAGCUGUUGAUUUGGUUGCUUCUCGGCCAAUGUCACUUAUCAUUUUGUCUCACAAAAUUGAGUUUUUUCCUGAGCAGUUGUAUUUUAGGCUGAUGAUGUGUUGCAUUGAGAAAUAUCUUGAUGACCCAAUGUUGACACGUAAUAAGUGUGUAUAUCGAGUUGAGAAAGAUGUCAAGUUGGAAGUGAUUUAUCACUUGAAGAAAUAUAUCAUUGUCACUAUUGACACACAACGGCCACUUCAUGAAAUUGCAUAUCUGUGUACAGACAUCCGUCUGUUCAUCACUAAAAAGCUGCAUGAAGUGAAGACACCAGGGUUGUCUCGUUUUCAGUUUUCAUUGAAUAUUCAACAUCCCGGACCAGCCAUUCCUUUGGAUGUAAACAAGUUGGUAUGUAUAGACAAGUAUAUACCAAGUGAGGACACAACAUUGAGAAGAAACAAAAGCAGGGUCGAUGUCAAUCUGGAUCACAAAGAGAGAGCUGCAUUAGACUGUUGGUUUUAUGAAGAGAAAGAUGAUGUAGAAGGAAACUCUCAACAACAGUCACUGACAGUACAAGCAAACACCAAAUGUACGGCUAAGGAUUUGGUGAAUGUAGCUAACAAACUCUGUCAUUGUUGGCAAAGGCUUGUGUUGAAUCUGUCAGCCGAAUUUUUCAUAGACAAGACAGAGUUGAUUCAAAGAGAUGUCAAAGAUAAUUCCUUCAUGCAAGCUGUAACAGCAUUGCGUAUGUGGACUAAUGAAUUUGGUGAAAAAGCCAACCAGGCAGCAAUGAUCAGGGCUAUGUGUACCAUUGGGUGUAGAUCUCAGGCUGCAGAUGUUUUCAAUACCAGUUUGGUGCAGCAUGUCUGCCCACACAAAUGACUGUGUUGUUCUCACUCAUAAGCAGAAAUUUCUUUUAAACUGAAUUGAACGUUAUUAACUGUUUUAUUUUAUUUAUUUCAGUCUUUGUUGAUUAGUAUUGUUGCCAGUUGACUAAAACCUGUUUAUUAAUAGUCACCAGUAUUGCUGCCUAUACAUACAUAUUUAAAUUAAAAAAUAA